AUGCGUUUCGGACAACUUUCAAUAGCAGCACUAUGCUCGCAAGCUCACGCAGCCAUCAGCCUCGGUCAACAGGAAAAGCUUUACGAUCGCGAGAAGCACCACAUUGCGUGGUGGGAAGGCCAAUCGGCCUGCAGUGUGAAGAGCGCAGUAGAGAUGGGAUAUUCGACUGUGAGCCUGUGCUCUAUGAAGUUUAGACUGCCUGGCGAUAAUACUGAGUAUCACGCUGCGUACUGUGGCACGGAUGACUUUGCCAUUUAUCGAGGGGACGGGUCUCUUUACGGAAAGUGUUCGGGCAAAGAUUAUGGAAAAAAGAUUGGCUGUGGAGCUGUGGACCAUGAUGUUGUUAAGCAUUAUAUCUGUGGGUAA
Messenger RNA from Fusarium tjaetaba, 366 nucleotides. RefSeq lists its product as uncharacterized. The coding region runs from base 1 to 366 and encodes 121 amino acids. Lineage: Eukaryota; Fungi; Ascomycota; Sordariomycetes; Hypocreales; Nectriaceae. The record is from RefSeq and is a predicted model, not a curated record. The transcript is spliced from 2 exons.